This is a messenger RNA of Penicillium bovifimosum, 1230 nucleotides long. RefSeq names its product serine/threonine-protein kinase. The coding region runs from base 1 to 1230 and encodes 409 amino acids. Lineage: Eukaryota; Fungi; Ascomycota; Eurotiomycetes; Eurotiales; Aspergillaceae. The transcript is spliced from 5 exons. The record is from RefSeq and is a predicted model, not a curated record. Gene Ontology annotation, biological process: protein phosphorylation; cellular response to oxidative stress. Gene Ontology annotation, molecular function: calcium/calmodulin-dependent protein kinase activity; ATP binding.
AUGAGCUUUGCGACCAUGCUCAACAAGCUGUCUGGGCAGCCAGAGAGCUACGAGAAGAAGGCUCUCUAUAGAUUCGGACGGACACUCGGUGCAGGCACAUACGGCAUUGUUCGCGAGGCAGAUGCCGCAGACGGACAGAAGGUUGCGGUAAAGAUAAUCCUUAAGAAAAAUGUCCGCGGCAACGAGAGCAUGGUCUAUGAUGAGCUUGAGAUGCUGCAAUCACUCCAACACCCUCACAUCGUCUCCUUUGUCGACUGGUUUGAAUCUAAGGACAAAUUCUACAUCGUUACACAACUAGCCACCGGUGGCGAGUUGUUCGACCGAAUCUGCGAGUACGGAAAGUUCACAGAGAAGGAUGCGUCGCAGACCAUUCGCCAGGUCCUUGAUGCUGUGAACUAUCUGCACAAGCGUAACAUCGUUCACCGAGACUUGAAACCGGAGAAUCUCCUCUACCUCACCCGCUCUGCCGACUCUCAGCUGGUCUUGGCAGACUUUGGUAUUGCGAAGAUGCUGCACAGCCCCUCUGAGGUAUUGACCAGCAUGGCCGGCUCAUUUGGCUAUGCCGCUCCCGAAGUCAUGCUCAAGCAAGGCCACGGCAAGGCCGUUGACAUGUGGUCUCUCGGCGUUAUCACCUACACCCUCCUGUGUGGAUACUCUCCCUUCCGAUCCGAAAACUUGACCGACCUUAUCGAAGAAUGCCGGACAGGUCGCAUCAUUUUCCACGAGCGCUACUGGCGCGAUGUGUCCCAGGACGCCAAGGACUUCAUUCUUUCCCUCCUCAAUGCCGAUCCCAGCAAGCGAGUUUCCUCAGAGGAAGCCCUCAAGCACCAGUGGCUGACCGGAGAAACUGCGAGCGACCGCGACUUGCUGCCCGAGAUCCGUGCCUACAUUGCGCGCGCCCGCUUGCGCCGUGGAAUCGAGAUCGUCAAGCUUGCCAAUCGUAUCGAGUCUCUUAAGAUGCACGAGGAGGAAGACGGAGAAGAUAUUCCCAGCCCCAUGGACAUGGGAACCUCUGCAGAGCCCGCGGAAGCGUCCGAGCCCAGCAGCGAUGUCAGCCCCGCCCCUACCCCUGACGCUGCUCCAGGCCACACGAAGAAGAAGAGUCUGGGCAGCGCUGCUCGCGGUGCUAUCUUCCGUGAAGUUGUUUUGGCUAAGGUCCGUGAACAGAAGGAGAACGAGGAGCGGGAGAAGGUGGAACGUGAAGCUCGCGAGAAAGCCGGUUCUGCGUGA